AUGGCGUCAAAGGGCUUCCAGAUCCCGGGUCUGACGACUUUGUCGCAGACCCAGGUCCCCCAGACAGAGAAUGCCUCCCAUGCAGCUCCUCCUUCUGAGCCUGCCCAGAGUCGACCGUCAUCCGCUGCAGCUGAUGAGACACAUGACUCCGGAGACGCGCUUCUGACUACAGCAUCUCUUCAUGACCCCAAUGUCAUUGCCACCGUCAAUGGCGAUGCUGGUGCGAUGGAAGUCGACCAGCACAAUCCCGCCAUUGCAACAACUGCUAAUGAGCUCACUGCGCCUCCGAGCCCCCCGUCACUCACUCAGGAUCUUGAACAAUAUCUGAAAGGCUUUGCAAGUAGUGCGUCUGCCACAGAGCAUCCUACUCAGAAUCCGGAAGAAAACAGUGAGAUGCAGGAUGUUCAGGAUGUCCAAGAGCACAACGAGCAAUCAGGCCAUCCCGAAUGGGAGGAGGACUCUUCGCCUUACGAGUCGUCUUCAGACUCAAGCAGUUCAGAUGAUUCGGACGAUGAAGAUGACGACUCAGAUGACGGCAAGGAGCUGUUGAACCCCGAAGAACUGGCACGUAUGCUGAUGGAAGCCGGGUCUGACGAUGAGGGCGAAGGCAAGCCGAGAGGUUCGGCCUCGGGUGCGCAGUUGCGCACCAAGAACGAACAGGUCGAGGACAUCCUUCCGAAGCCUGAGAUUACUCUGACCGAAGAGAGCAAGUUGGAGGUAUUGGGUGAAGUCGAGCACAUCAUCGAUAACACCAUUGUUGUCAAGGCUUACACGCCGGGUGACCACCGGGUCCUCGACUCCGGUUCUGCUCUUUUCACCGAGGGCCGAGUUACAUUCGCAGCUCUCGCAGAUCUCAUUGGUAGUGUCCGAGAACCACGCUACACUGCACGUUUCAAGGAUGAUGAGGAUUUCAAGUCGUACAACCUUACCCUUGGUUCCAAGGUCUACUACAGCCCGGAGCAUGCCUCUUUCGUCUUUACUGAACCUCUCAAGAGUAUGAAGGGUACCGAUGCCAGUAAUCUGAAUGACGAAGAGCCCGGUGACGACGAGAUGGAGUUUUCCGAUGAUGAGAAGGAGGCGGCUUACAAGAGAGAGCAGAAAGAAAAGCGAAAGGCUCGGCACGGACGCGGGGGAGGAGCAUCUGGCCGCGGCGGACGACGCGGCUCGCAUGACACUAUUACCGAGCCUACAGCUUUAAAGUACGAUGACGAUGACGACGGCCCGUACCGACCUUUGGCUCGACCUGCCAACUUUGGACAGGGUCCCUCGACAUUCACUCAUGGCUCGUCGGCUAGCCAGGACAACGGCGGUUCAUUCCGAGGUGGUAGGGGUGACUUCAGAGGUAGGAGCCGCGCCCGUGACCGAGGUGCUCGUGGCAAUCGAGGCAGAGGAUCCGGUCACUCACUGCCUCCGAGAACACAAGGCUAUGGCCAGCAGUUUCAGCAGCCGCCUCCGCAACAGUCGUAUGGCUCGUUUCCUCACCCGCCACCCCAGCUUGGCAAUCAGGCCUACUCGGUCCCUCCUGCUGCACAGUUCUUUGGAACUUCUGCGGGUCAGGGUCAGGGUCAGGGCCAGGGCCAGGGUACUCAACUCCCGUUCCCUGCCUGGCCGCAGCCACCGCAGAACCUGCCGCCGAACUUCAUACCACCUCCUCCCCCUCAGUUCCAGCAGCAAGGUGGGCAGGCUCCCACCUUCUACAACCCGGCUUUCUUCUCUGCACUUCAGGAUCAGUUGCAGAACCACAACCAAAACCAGGGUACCAGUCAGCAGUCCGGUCAACAGUGGCCUCACCAAGGGGGUUCCGGUUAG
Messenger RNA from Neoarthrinium moseri, 1809 nucleotides. RefSeq lists its product as uncharacterized. Gene Ontology annotation, molecular function: RNA binding. Gene Ontology annotation, cellular component: sno(s)RNA-containing ribonucleoprotein complex. The coding region runs from base 1 to 1809 and encodes 602 amino acids. The record is from RefSeq and is a predicted model, not a curated record. Lineage: Eukaryota; Fungi; Ascomycota; Sordariomycetes; Amphisphaeriales; Apiosporaceae. Gene Ontology annotation, biological process: ribosome biogenesis; pseudouridine synthesis; box H/ACA snoRNP assembly. The transcript has a single exon.